AUGGACUUGCCUCUCCUCAAAGAUAUCAACAAGCAAUCAUUUAGAUGGAAAGUUAUGGCCAGGAUCGCAAGAGUCUGGGAGCUCAAAAGAAAAGACACAGGAACUACCUAUGAGGUGGACUUCCUGCUGCUUGAUCGACAGGGUGGCACAAUGGAAGGUUUGAUUCCAGAGAAGAGAAUGGCCCAAUUUACGAAGCACAUCACCGAGGGAACAAUUUAUACAAUUGAGGACUUCAAUCUAUAUGAUGCCAAGAGCAAGUUUAGAUCUUCAGAUCACCCCCUCAGGGUAUGUUUCACAUUUCGCACUAAGCUUAAAAAAGUGGAGCCCCAACCCGUGAAUUUCCCAAUAUUUGCCCACAACGCCAGGCCAUUCUCUGUUCUGGAAGCACGUGCUGAUCAGAACUUCAUCUUAUCAGGUGACAAAUAA
Molecule: messenger RNA, 426 nt
Organism: Triticum dicoccoides
Lineage: Eukaryota; Viridiplantae; Streptophyta; Magnoliopsida; Poales; Poaceae
Exons: 2
Coding region: 1-426 (141 amino acids)
Source: RefSeq, a predicted model, not a curated record